UGGAACGAUUCUAAUCGGCAUUUAAUAUCGCGAAGUGCAUAUUCAAGUGAUUUGGUGCAGAUUUGUUUCUUGUUCGUGCACGUGCAAAUAGCUAAUAAAUGCGCCGCGCCUGAGCCGAGGAGAGGAGCGGACCGGAGGACAGCGGACGGCCAUGGAUCAAUUCUCGCACGACCUGACGUUGGCUCUCGAGGAGACCUCGCUGAUGGACAGGGCGAGUGGCGUCGGUAGGUGGGGCUCACGUCGCAGGACACGUUCCACGGGCAAUCUGCCCUGCGCCCCCCAGCCCACGGAGGACUCCUCGAGCAGUCCCACGGACACACUGAACGCCCUGGGUCCCCAUGGGCACCACCAUGGCCACCACCACGGACCAGGACAUGGACAUGGACAUCACCACCACACCCAGCCCCACCCCAAUGCCAAUGCCAACGUGGACGGGCUGGACACAUACAACCUCAAGUUGCCGGCCAGCGACUCGGAUGAGAAGGCCCCACUGACCUUGCCCGGACGCAUGGGCGCCUUGGAGUCGGACUCGCUGAACGAGACCACCUUCAGUCCAGCCAGAUUCUACAAGCCCAACUCGCGGAGGAAGCGCAAGAUCAAGCGCAUGUCCAUGGAGUUCGAGUUCAGCAAGGACUCGCCGCACACCUUCACCGAGUCGCCGCUGCAGCCCGGUCUGCUGAGCGGCACUGCCAGCGGGACCAUUCGCAAGCGUCUGCUGAAGAUGGACGCCACUGGCCAUCGGUCGCAUCUGUUUUUCUGCGGCAAGCGCAAGCGCUCCAAUCGCGAUCGCUACCACGAGCAGGAGUCGGUCAAGCUGUACGCCCCACCGCACUCGCAGGCGGAGGAACAGCAUCUGCAGCAGCACAACCACCAGCAGAGGAUGCGCCCGCGGAGCUACUCCUCCACCUCGAAGCCACUCAGCGAUCGCCUGCUGCCGCUGAACAAGGGAUUGCUCUGGAAGAUCAACCGCAUGGCUGCCCAGGGCCAGCAGGCCGUGCCCACCCAAAAGACUGACAACAAGGACAUGGAAUUGAAGGGCCACCAGCCGGAGAUGGAGCAGCUGCCCAAGCAAAGGGACGUGGCCAAGAAGCUACCGCCGCCAAACGCUGAGCCUGCGUCCGCCAGCCUGAACUCCUUCAGCAUGGACACCAUUGUGCCUGUGGCCGACAUCGAUGCCUUGCUGCUGAGCACGCCACCAGCUGCUCCGAUGCUGCGCAAGAAGGCUCAGGUGUCCGGCUACAGCAGCAGCAGCUCCUCCAAGACGCACCGCCGGCGCCGCUUCCACACGCUUCCACAGCCACCGCUGCAGACCCAGGCCCAGUCCAUGGACUGCAGCGAGCUCUACGACUUCCUGAGCUCCAGCUCCCUAAGCUCCUCCUCGGACAGCGAGGCGGAGGUCGGGGGACAUCGCCGGCACGACACCGACCGCGAGGGCGACGACGAACUGACCGACUGGCCGGGCAACGAAUUCGGACCCGGUGCCAGGUACGAUCCAAAGAGGAAGCUCACCAAGAAGUCACUACUGCCCCAGAUUCGCUCGGAUGACACAAUCGGCGAAGAUGACACCCUGAUGUCCGGCACUGAAGCGGGGGCGGUGGGAAUGGACCCGCCGCCGAAGUCUCCAGCCCAGCUGCCGGAAUGCCUGCAGGAUCUGUCUCGCUUUCAACCAGCCGGCGUCUCCGAGCCCAUCGAGAUUUUGUACGCCUGCUCGGAGAUGGAAACGAAUGCGGUUGGCGCCAUGCCGGCUCCCCGGCAAAUCGAGAGCGAGAUGUCCGGCGAGACUUCGAAUCCGUUUCUCUCCUCAUCGCCGCCAGGACAGGCUCAGGGACAGGAGGUGCGCGAGAUAAGGGCCGGCUGCCGCCGCAUCAAUGGCGAGCGACCAGGUUUCAGCAUCAAGAUGAGCGUGAACGAGCGCAUCGCCCGGUUCCUGCAGGACCCACAACAGACACAGAUCCGUCUGCCCGACAUCGAGCUUUAUGAGCCGGACAGCAUGUGCAACCUGGCCACGCUUUACUCCCUGACCAUGGCGGUGGAGCGCGGCUGCACGGUGCUCACCAAAACCAGGAACACCACGCAGGCGGUGAGCGUGGACCGUCCCCAGCAGGGUCUUCAGCCGCGUCCCGAUCUUUUCGGCGAUUUCAAGCGCCGCUGCUACGGGGAGGAGGAGCAGCUGCAGCAGCAGCUCCAGCAGGAUCCCGGGCAGACUCAGCCCCAGAAAUAAGAUACAUUAAUCAAAACUAGACGAACUAGACCAAUCCCCAGCAAAUGCAGAUGCGGAGCCAUCACUAGUCGGAGUACAACUCCUGAUCUGAUCCGCGUGAAUCGCUGGGGUGGAAGAAACCCGUAGACUAAGAAUGCUUUUAGCGUGUUUUUGUGAAAUCUGUUCUAUGUACAUAAGUUGCAUCGGUCCGUGUAUAUACUAACUUCAUUUGGGGAAGGCGUCAGCCCUUCGGAUGCCGGAUACCGGAUCCCAGAUUGCGUCGGUCCCUUUCACACGCUUGGAAGCGAGCGGGAUGGCACGUGCCAGAAAGAGGGAGAGGAAGAGAGCGGACCGACCGGAAGCCGUUGGCAGCCGUUCCACUGUACAAAAUAUAAUUUGUAAGACCUCCAGCGAAUAUGAAUAUAAGAAAUAUAAAUGUGUGGUCAUAACCGAA
Molecule: messenger RNA, 2654 nt
Organism: Drosophila rhopaloa
Lineage: Eukaryota; Metazoa; Arthropoda; Insecta; Diptera; Drosophilidae
Exons: 4
Coding region: 152-2221 (689 amino acids)
Source: RefSeq, a predicted model, not a curated record